AUGGGUCGUCCAGGGAACCAGAUGUGGACAUGUACCUUGUGGGUCUUCUUAUGUGGGAUGUUUGUUGGUCCAACAAUGGCCAGCCCACAUUACAUGGUGACCAUUCCUGCUAUUCUUGAAGCUGGAACUGAGACCAAAUUCUGUGCAAGUCUCAUGGAUCCCAAUGAGACUCUGACCAUGACUGUCUCUAUGAGGUCUGACCAAAACCAUUCAGUCCUUUAUGAGAGGACCUCCAGGGAGGAGUUUCUCGAAUGCAUCCAGUUUCAGGUCCCUUUACUGGAAAAUGAAAAGGUGGUCAUGCUUGAAGUGGAGGUACAAGGAAACACGUUUAACUCUAAAGAAGUCAGAAAAGUCAUGAUCAAAGUCUACCGACCAGUACACCUGAUCCAAACGGACAAACCCAUCUACCUCCCUGGACAGACAGUUCAGUUCAGAGUGGUUUCAAUGGAUACAAAGUUAAGACCAAUUGAUCAGCUGUACAACAUUAUCGAAAUUGAGGAUUCCUACAGGAACAGGAUUGGACAAUGGAUCAAUCAAACAUCUAACAGCAAAAUCCUGCAGCUCUCCUACCCCCUAAACUCUGAGGCCCGCGAAGGAAGCUACACAAUCUCUGUGACAGCGGGUGGAGAUAAGCACUCUCACACCUUCAAAGUGGAGAAGUAUGUUUUGCCUAAAUUUGAUAUCACCACAACUGUGAAGGAAGAAGUCAGCAUUGGACAGGAAGAAUUUGAAACUAAAGUAUGUUUGAGGUACACAUACGGACAGCCUGUGCCAGGAAGCGUUACAGUCAAGGUCUGUCGACCUUUUCCCAGGCGUCAUUAUGAUUACUCAGGGCUUUCCGGAACUCUUGAAGACUUACAAAUAUUUCCUCCAUGUGAGACAAUCCACAAGCAGACAGACAAACAUGGCUGCGCUAUCGCUGAAUUUAAAAUGUCAAGUUUCACCAAAAUAGACCAAAAGAUAUUGCAGGACAAACUUGAAGUUCAUGUCACUGCUGAGGAGGAGGGAACAGGUGUUUCACAAUCACAAAUGAAGAAAAUAACCAUUUCCUACAUUAUUGGCAAGCUGGCAUUUGUUGACCCCCCCAGGAUUUAUGACAAAGGCUCAAACCUGGAGGGAAAAGUCAAGGCUGUACACUACAACGAUACGCCCAUUCCUCACAUGCCGCUAUAUUUGUUUGGGGGGAGUGGAUGGUCUGCAAGAUUACUGCAGAACCUCACGACUGACAGCAACGGUUUCGCCACAUUCUCUGUCAGCACAGACGCUUUUGAUGGAGAUACUAGGCUGACUAUAAACGCCUCACCAGAACUGCAGUACCCAGAGUAUAGAACAGCUAACAUUCCCUGGCAAGAACACACCUUUCUUCAGUCCCUACCUGCUUCUGCUGACACCAAAUCAAGCAGCGUCUUGAAGAUAAAGAGCGUUGACUCCGCCCUUCCAUGUGAUAAAGAAGUGGACAUCUCCAUUGAUUACACUUUUGUGCAAGAACCACAGGGAUCUGUAGAUAUCUUUCAUCUGGGUUUUGGUUUGGCUCCUCGUCAGAAUCUCACCGUCUUCCAGCCUUUCUUCCUGGAGCUCACCCUGCCCUACUCUAUAAUCCGAGGGGAGAACUUUGAGCUGAAGGCAACCGUCUUUAACUACCUGACCAAGUGCAUUAUG
Molecule: messenger RNA, 1659 nt
Organism: Cyprinodon variegatus (sheepshead minnow)
Lineage: Eukaryota; Metazoa; Chordata; Actinopteri; Cyprinodontiformes; Cyprinodontidae
Product: alpha-2-macroglobulin-like
Exons: 13
Molecular function (GO): endopeptidase inhibitor activity
Source: RefSeq, a predicted model, not a curated record